Messenger RNA from Sungouiella intermedia, 2142 nucleotides. NCBI's taxonomy places the organism in Eukaryota, Fungi, Ascomycota, Pichiomycetes, Serinales, Metschnikowiaceae. The record is from the annotation of a GenBank genome assembly.
AUGUCUGAUCGAGAAUAUACGCCGGCGCUCUUCAACGAUGCACCAAGCAAAACGGCCGAGGCCACCUCGUCGUUUGAGGAAAUCAAUGAAUGCCAGUACAUUUCCAAGAACCUCGGCGACUCGGGCCAGAAGGAAACCAUGACAUGCGAUUGUCCGGAAGAAUGGGAUGAAGAAGCAGCCUGCAACUUGGCCUGUGGCGAAGACUCCAAUUGUAUCAACAGAUUGACGUCUGUGGAAUGUAAUAACCGAACCUGUGCAUGUGGAAAGGACUGUCAGAACCAGCGCUUCCAAAAGCGCCAGUAUGCGCCAGUGAAGGUCAUCCAGACGGAAAAGAAGGGCUACGGGUUGGUGGCCGAGCAUGACAUUCCCGAGCAUCUGUUUGUCUAUGAGUAUACCGGUGAGGUGAUUGAUGAGGCAGCAUUUCGUCAACGUAUGAUCGACUAUGACCGCCGACUGCUCCGCCAUUUCUACUUCAUGAUGCUUACCAAAGAUGCCUUCAUCGAUGCUACGGAAAAGGGCUCGCUUGCGCGGUUCUGCAAUCAUUCUUGCUCUCCUAAUGCUUAUGUCGAUAAAUGGGUGGUUGGAGAUAAGCUCCGAAUGGGAAUUUUCGCCAAAAGAACCAUCGCCACAGGUGAGGAAAUCACCUUCGACUACAAUGUGGACCGUUAUGGUGCGCAGCUGCAGCCAUGUUACUGUGAGUCACCUAACUGUCUCGGUUGGAUGGGAGGAAAGACUCAAACUGAUGCUGCCUUGUUGCUUCCGGAUGGAAUCUCUGAGGCACUUGGUGUGACUCGUCAACAAGAGAAGGCGUGGUUGAAGCAAAACAAGCUGACGCGUGCCAAUCAGCAGAGUCCCGAUGCGGUGGUGAAUGAGGAAUUUGUUCGUUCCCUCACUGUGGCUCCAUUGGUUGAUUCCGACGUUACCAAGGCCAUGAGUGCCCUCAUGAAGGUUGAGGAACACAGUAUUGUGGCCAAACUUAUCGAGCGGUUGUUCAUCACUGAUGAUCCUAAGACCAAUGCGCUGAUUGUCAAGCUUCAUGGAUACAAGACACUUUCGAAGGUUUUGAAAGAGCAUGGGGCCACAGAUGACGACUUGACGUUCAAGGUUCUUCUGGUGUUGAAGCGUUGGCCCUCUAUGACCAGAAAUAAAAUUGAACUGUCGCAGAUUGAAGCGGAAGUGAAUGCUAUUUACAAAGAGCUGAAGCAUCCUGAAACCAAAGAACUUGCGGCAGGGUUAAUUGAAGAGUGGGGCAAGUUGGAGAUGGCCUACCGUAUCCCCAAAAAUAACGAUAACGGCAACAACGAAGUUAAAAGGUCCAUGUCUCCCCUCUUUGGCCGUAAUCCACGCUCUGAACUGCCAGCACAACCGAUUGCCGCAGAUGAAAGUGGAGUGAACUUAAAUGAUGAGGAGGAGCUCCCAGAAGGAUGGCAAAAGGCUCUAGAUACAAACACAAAUACGGUGUACUACUACCAUACGGGAUUAGGAAUUUCAAAAUGGGAGAAACCAACCAUGGCCAUUCCAAAGGGUCCAAAGGUGGGCACACCCAAGGCACCUAAGGCACCCUCCAAACAGAAGAAGAAUGAACGGCCACGUCCCCAGAAAAGACAGGAUGAAAAAGAUUUAACCAGAUUACAGGAACAGAGACUACAGCAGAUGAAAGAGGAACAGUUCAAAGAGGUUCGUGAAAAGGAAAAGCUCCUCCAAGAGCUCAUCAUCCAAUCGCAGAAAGAUGUGGAGGAGAAGAAACGCCUUGCUGAGAAGCUCAAGCAGGAGAGAAUUGAAAAGCAUAAGGAGAGAAAACGCAAGAGAGAGGCUGCAGCUGCACAUUCCAAGUCCAAGAGCAGUAAUCCUGUGGAACAGGUAUCGCCAGAGGUUGCAUGGACAAAGACGUUGGCCAAGUAUAUUCCAAAUAUGAUCAAGAAACAUGAGGCGGAAAUUGGACAUGAGAAUAUCAAGGGGUGUGCCAGAGACUUGGUGAAGAUCAUUGCUGCCAAAGAAGCAAGGAAGCAAGAUGGUAAGCCUCCUCGUGAGCUCGACAAUGCCAAACUUGCCAAACUCAAAGCAUUCAGCAAUUCGUUCAUGGAGAAGUUCUUGGACAAAUACCGUUCCAAGCGGGUCAAGCAUAAUGGGGGUGAGCAGUGA